Molecule: messenger RNA, 917 nt
Organism: Fimicolochytrium jonesii
Lineage: Eukaryota; Fungi; Chytridiomycota; Chytridiomycetes; Spizellomycetales; Powellomycetaceae
Exons: 1
Coding region: 114-830 (238 amino acids)
Source: RefSeq, a predicted model, not a curated record
GGGGGGGGGGGGGGGGGGGGGGACAAUACACCGUAUCUCCCGCCCAAGGAUCGACGUCGAUUGUCCUUGCGACGGCUACGGAUACACGAGAAAACGAGGAACCGCACCCGCGAAUGCAUGAACAAGGUGGUGCACCACCUGACGAGCAACUAUCAGUACAGUCACGGUUCCAUCUUCGAAGUGGCGCAUAUUGUCGAGAGGCCCACUAUCGUGGUCGACGGCAACAUCCGCAAGGGAAAGGCAGGAUACGCGCCCGCACCCGGCGGGACCUCCUCACUUGGCGACAUGCACCCUUCAAGGCUGCGUUGCAAGGGAAGGCAGAACUGAUGGAGGGGCUGACGAUGGAGCUGAACGACGAGGCGUACACCACCAAAACCUGCGGAUUCUGCGGUCGGCGACAGCAAAUGGGUGGGGAGUCGUGUACUCGUUGCAUGACGCCGACAGCGGUGUCACGGCGGAGGAGUGCUUCGUCAGCAUCCACCUGGAUGGCAGCAGCGACUGCUUUGGAAGAGGAAACGGUGGAGGAGGUGCGCGCAGCCGCUGCGUCUCGUGCGCAGCGAGAGCUGGAGGAGGUGGAAGAGGAGAUGGCGGAAUGGCGAAUCGACCACGAAAAUGAAGACCGAGACGUAUUUCAGUUGGAUUCAGAAGCCCGCUCCGAGGUUGCAUCUGAUCAGGAAUUCGAGCCGUUCUCAGACCCAGAAUCCGGUUCGAAUACCGUUGUGUCGCCCAUCCGGACGCAUCGUUCAGAUGCUACGGUGUCUACAGCUGAAGCCGCAUGCGCUUUCCGAUCCCCGGUGCAUGAUGAAGGGGGUUACUUCCACUGCAAGUAACGACUUAAUCAUGCAUACGAGUUUUUACCACCUACGGUAGGCUGCCAGAUAUCUGGUUACGACACCCCAAGGACACACCAUCCCGAG